Molecule: messenger RNA, 3698 nt
Organism: Saimiri boliviensis boliviensis (Bolivian squirrel monkey)
Lineage: Eukaryota; Metazoa; Chordata; Mammalia; Primates; Cebidae
Source: RefSeq, a predicted model, not a curated record
UUGUGGGGAUCCGAGGCUGCCUGGCUGCGCUUCCCGCAGCCGCCCGGCGGCGGCCUGCGCUCCUUUUCGUGAGUCGUAGUCCUUAUCCUCAGCGCUGCCCGGCGGGAGGCGCGAGCCGGACUACGCAUCCCGGCAUGCACUGCGGCGCCCAACCGACCACUGCCUACCGGCUGCGGACGCCUGCGAGCAGGUUGUUGUUUUUAUAAGAGGCGUCAUUGGCGUCCGAGCUGCGACUGCCGCCGGUGGGGAAGCCUGCGCGAUCCGGCGGAGGUGGCGCUGCCCCUUCAGACCUGAAAAAUGUCUGAAAAUUCCAGUGACAGUGAUUCAUCUUGUGGUUGGACAGUCAUCAAUCAUGAGGGGUCCGAUAUAGAAAUGGUAAAUUCUGUGACAGCCACUGACAGCUGUGAGCCCACCCAAGAAUGUUCAUCUUUAGAGCAAGAGGAGCAGAGGGAGCAGGGAGAAAGCAGCCAAAAUGGCACAGUGUUUAUGGAAGAAACUGCUUAUCCAGCUUUGGAGGAAACCAGCUCAACAGUUGAGGCAGAGGAAGAAAAGAUAGCUGAAGACAGUAUCUAUAUUGGGACUGCCAGUGAUGAUUCUGAUAUUGUUACCCUUGAGCCACCUAAGUUAGAAGAAAUUGGAAGUCAAGAAGUUAUCACUGUUGAAGAAGCACAGAGUUCAGAAGACUUUAACAUGGGCUCUUCCUCUAGCAGCCAGUAUGCAUUCUGUCAGCCAGAAACUGUAUUUUCAUCUCAGCCUAGUGACGAUGAAUCAAGUAGUGAUGAAACCAGUAAUCAGCCGAGUCCUGCCUUUAGACGACGCCGUGCUAGGAAGAAGACUGCUUCUACUUCAGAAUCUGAAGAACGGCCGCUUGCUGAACAAGAAACCGAACCUUCUAAGGAGUUGAGUAAACGUCAGUUCAGUAGUGGUCUCAAUAAGUGUGUUAUACUUGCUUUGGUGAUUGCAAUCAGCAUGGGAUUUGGACAUUUCUAUGGAUAUAUGGUCGCACUAGCUCAGAGUUCUGCUAAGCCAACUGUCCGCAUGAUCACUUCUAUGCUUCUUAUCUUUGAGACGAGUUGGCAGCCGCGUUGGUCUUUCUACUUUGCUGUCGCGGAUGCUAGAACGCAUUUUGACGACUCCCAUUCAUUGAAAGAAAACCUUGCAAGGUGUUGGACCCUUACGGAAGCAGAGAAGGUGUCCUUUGAAACUCAGAAAACUAACCUUGCUACAGAAAAUCAGUAUUUAAGAAUAUCUCUGGAGAAGGAAGAAAAGGCCUUGUCUUCAUUACAGGAAGAGUUAAACAAACUAAGAGAACAGAUUAGAAUACUGGAAGAUAAAGGGACAAGUACUGAAUUAGUUAAAGAAAAUCAGAAACUUAAGCAGCAUUUGGAAGAAGAAAAGCAGAAAAAAUACAGCUUUCUUAGUCAAAGAAAGACUCUGUUGGCAGAAGCAAAGAUGCUAAAGAGAGAACUGGAGAGAGAACGACUAUUAACUACAGCUUUAAGAGGGGAACUCCAUCAGCUAAGUGAUAUUCAGUUACAUGGCAAGUCAGAUUCUCCCAAUGUAUUUACUGAAAAAAAGGAAAUGGCAGUCUUACGGCAAAGACUCACUGAGCUGGAAUGGAAGCUAACCUUCGAACAGCAGCGUUCUGAUUUGUGGGAAAGAUUGUAUGUUGAGGCAAAAGAUCAAAAUGGAAAACAAGAAACUGACGGAAAAAAGAAAGGGAGCAGAGGAAACCACAGGGCUAAAAAUAAGUCAAAGGAAACAUUUUUGGGUUCAGUUAAGGACACAUUUGAUGCCAUGAAGAAUUCUACCAAGGAGUUUGUGAGGCAUCAUAAAGAGAAAAUUAAGCAGGCUAAAGAAGCUGUGAAGGAAAAUCUGAAAAAAUUCUCAGAUUCAGUUAAAUCUACUUUCAGACAUUUUAAAGAUACCACCAAGAUCAUCUUCGAUGAAAAGGGUAAUAAAAGAUGUGGUGCUACAGAAGCAUCCGAAAAACCGAGAACAGUUUUUAGUGACUAUUUACAUCCACAGUAUAAGGCACCUACAGAAAACCGGAAUAGAGGCCGUACUAUGCAAAAUGAUGGAAGCAAAGAAAAGCCAGUUCACUUCGAAGAAUUCAGAAAAAAUACAAAUUCACAGAAAUGCAGUCGUGGGCAUGAUUGUAGAGAAAAUUCUCAUUCUUUCAGAAAGACUUGUUCUGGUGUAUUUGAUUGUGCGCGACAGGAAUCCAUGAGCCUUUUUAACACAGUGGUGAAUCCUAUAAGGAUAGAUGAAUUUAGACAGAUAAUUCAAAGGUACAUGUUAAAAGAACUGGAUACUUUUUAUCACUGGCAAGAAUUUGAUCAGUUCAUCAAUAAGUUUUUCCUAAAUGGUGUCUUUAUACAUGAUCAGAAGCUCUUCACUGACUUUGUUAAUGAUGUUAAAGAUUAUCUUAGAAACAUGAAGGAAUAUCAAGUAGAUAAUGAUGGAGUAUUUGAGAAGUUGGAUGAAUAUAUAUAUAGACACUUCUUUGGUCACACUCUUUCCCCUCCAUAUGGACCCAGUCGACCUGAUAAAAAGCAACGUAUGGUAAAUAUUGAAAACUCCAGGCAUCGAAAACAAGAGCAGAAGCACCUUCAGCCACAGCCUUAUAAAAGGGAAGGUAAAUGGCAUAAAUAUGGUCGCACUAAUGGAAGACAAAUGGCAAAUCUUGAAGUAGAAUUACCUUUUGAUCCUAAAUACUGAUUCACGAUUGAGUUAAGCUAGACAACUGUAAGAGAAACACGUAUGCUUUGUACAAUGUUUGGUAUUGGAACUAACGAAAUUAUCAAGAUGACAAUGUCUUUUUUUGUUUUUUAAGUCUCAGUUUGAUAACUUUAUAUUAUUACUUAGAAGCAUUAGUUAAAAGCCUACUAACCUGCAUUUUCCUAUAGUUUAGCUUUGUUGGAUUCUUUUUUGACACUGGAAAUGUUUAACAGUAGUUUUACUAAGGAAGCCAGGCAUGCAACAGAUUUUGUGCAUGAAAUGAGACUUCCUUUCAGUGUAAGAGCUUAAAGCAAGCUCAAAUCAUACAUGACAAAGUGUAAUUAACACUGAUGUCUGUGGUGUUAAAUUUGCAGUAGAGCUUGAGAAAAGUACAUUGUGCUGGAAUUUCAUCUUGAACAUUUUAUAAUCUUACACUUGCUUCUUGUCUUUACGUGGGUUCAAGAGCCCAAUGACUUAUGAAGAAUUUGCUGCCCUCUUAAGAGCUUGCUGACUUGUUUUGUGAAAUUUUUUGAACAUCUGAAUAUUGUGGAAGAAACAAUAAAACUACACCAUGAGGAAAACUGAAGGUCUUUAUUUAAAAUCUGGCAUUGUAUUAACGUGAUUUUCUACUACAUGGUAUUUUAUACAUUUCCUCAGUAGUGAUAUUUGGUAAAGCAGUUCAUAUAGUUUUUCAUAAGUUCCAUGAAUCUUACCCAGUGUUUACUGAAAUAUUUAAGCAGCAUCUGAGUAUUUCCACCCAGCAAUGUUAGUUUAUCUCAGAAAGUUCAGAAUUUCAUCUUGUUGAAUUUCCCUUUUAACUUCCGUUCAUAGACAUAUACAUGACUUCCAAUUCGACCCUCCGGCAAGUGAGUGUGGAAGAAAACAGCAGUUCUGUUAUAACUGCUUGAUGUUAGGAAAGCACUUAUUUCCUAGAAGCAAAUAAAUGUUUAAGUAAAUAAAGGCUAUGUUUUGCUGAA